AGUUUGAGACCAGCCAGCUGCUCAGCAAGAUUGAGGAUGAACAGUCUCUUGGUGCUCAGCUUCAGAAGAAGAUCAAGGAACUUUAGGUUCGUACUGAGGAGCUGGAAGAAGAAAUCAAGGCUGAGUGGGCUGCUCGGGCUAAGGUGGAGAAGCAGAGGGCUGACCUCUCCAGGGAACUUGAGGAGAUCAGUGAGAGGCUUGAGGAAGCUGGUGGAGCAACAGCCGCUCAGAUUGAGAUGAACAAGAAGCGUGAGGCUGAGUUCCAGAAGCUGCGCCGUGACCUUGAAAAGUCAACCCUGCAGCAUGAAGUUGCUGCAUCAGUUCUCCGCAAGAAGCAGACCAACAGUAUUGCAGAGCUGGGAGAGCAGAUCGACAACCUCCAGUGUGUUAAACAGAAGCUGGAGAAGGAGAAGAGCGAGCACAAGCUAGAGAUCGAUGACCUCUCCAGUAACAUGGAGGCUGUUGCUGAAUCCAAAGGAAACUUGGAAAAAAUGUGCUGACCUCUUGAAGACUGCUGAGUGAGCUCAAAUCUAAAAAUAAUGAGAAUGUUCGCCUGCUGAAUGACAUUAAUGCACAGAGGGUAAGACUACAGACAGAAAAUGGUGAGUCACCUAAAAUUAAAACCACUCUAUGGGUGGGGUUUAUCAUAUUGUAUCAUUUUUUUUUAAAAUUUUUUUAUUAGUUUAUUUGUCAGGGACAAUGCAA
Messenger RNA from Thunnus maccoyii (southern bluefin tuna), 705 nucleotides. Its product is annotated as myosin-6-like. The coding region runs from base 237 to 500 and encodes 87 amino acids. NCBI's taxonomy places the organism in Eukaryota, Metazoa, Chordata, Actinopteri, Scombriformes, Scombridae. The transcript is spliced from 3 exons. The record is from RefSeq and is a predicted model, not a curated record.